AUGGCAUCGCGCAACGGCGCAGCGAUCCUCAGCAGAGCCCUCCGCACGCGGCGCACACCACAACUGCCCCGCGCAGCAGUCCGCUCCUACUCAACAUCAGAAAGUGGCGAAAAGAGGCCAUCGAUAGUGGUCGCCUACUGGGGCUGGACGACGCUGGAACAGGACGAGAUCCGCGAAGAAAAGAAGAAGGAGAUUGAGAGCCUCGAGGCCAAGGUCGCCGAACUGCAGACGAGCAAAUAG
Colletotrichum chrysophilum is the source of this 240-nucleotide messenger RNA. RefSeq lists its product as uncharacterized. The transcript has 2 exons. The record is from RefSeq and is a predicted model, not a curated record. NCBI's taxonomy places the organism in Eukaryota, Fungi, Ascomycota, Sordariomycetes, Glomerellales, Glomerellaceae. The coding region runs from base 1 to 240 and encodes 79 amino acids.